Rotaria socialis is the source of this 876-nucleotide messenger RNA. The record is from the annotation of a GenBank genome assembly. NCBI's taxonomy places the organism in Eukaryota, Metazoa, Rotifera, Eurotatoria, Philodinida, Philodinidae.
AUGGCGAUGAUAUACGAUCCGAAUAAAAUUUCUGCAGAAGAUGUAGGUUUCGAUGAAAAGAAAUGGGAAGCUUUGAUUAAUUCUGAUGAAGUUAUUAAUGAAUCAUUAUCACAGCUAAUCGACACUUCAAAUGAUGAUAUCGAUAGAACAGAUAUUGUAAAGUCAUCAGUGAAUAACUCUAAAAAAUCAACUUUUAUCAAUAGUGAUAUAUUGAUUCAUGUUGGUCGACCAAUGACUAUUCUUAUUGGACCUUCGUCUAACCAACGUGUUCGAUAUGAAAAUGAAUGCGAAAAAAUACUUCGAUACCUUUCUAUACCUAAUACAAGAACAAUGACCAUAGCAAUUCCUGAUCUUCGUCCUAUGCUUACUGUAGGCGAUUGUGUUUGGAUGCGUAUAACACGAACGACGAUUAAUCACCGAAAGGAUAAUCUUAUUUUUUAUCAUCCAUAUCCAACAUGGAUAAAAGAUAAAAAUGCUCGAAUUCAUAAUGGGUCAAUAUUUAUUCAAAUUAGUGACAAAGACAUGGAGAAUCGUUUUAUCGAAAUCGAUACUUUAGCUUUACUACGACUUAAACAAGAUGAUUUAGCUAAAAUUAACACAUUAGCAAUUUUUUCACAGACUCAACUUCUUUGCUCUUAUACGCAUUCGAUCGGUCCUGCAACACCAAAACAUAUAAGAGAUGAAUACAAACUUCGACAGUCAAUUUUAAAUUUUCAACUUGUACGAGUUGACCUAAACAAUAUUGCGUUUCUUACUGAUUCUUGUUGUCACACAGAGCCUAUAAAUGAAAUAGAAGCAAGUGGUAAACAACCCAUCAUGAAAUCAGACAGAGAACAUCGAACUAGACCAAAGAUAUACAAAAAAUUGAAAUCUUAA